GGGCGGUAUCAUAUAUAUACUAAUAUAAUACUAGUAUUAAAAUCCACUGUCAUAAUGAGCAUGCUUUAGUUUGGCAGACUUAGAAAACAAGUGGGGGAAAGUAUUCUAUUUUUUUAUGCGUAUUAGGUCCGACUGAAAUUAACAAUUUCUACAAUGUCUAUGCGACCCGAUGAUCACAGACGAAAAUGGAACAGAGAAGAAUACGAAAGAAUAGCUCUUCAGCGUCUCCAAGAUGAGAUUGCUGAAGAGGAGCUGGGAAUUCCAAAACAACCAGCUGUAAAAAGGGAAUUGCUUAAACAACGAGAUUAUAAAGUCGAUCUUGAAUCUAAAUUAGGAAAGAGUGUUGUUAUUAACAAAAACACACCAUCUUCCCAGACUGGUGGAUACUAUUGCAAUGUCUGUGAUUGCGUCGUGAAGGAUUCAAUUAAUUUCUUAGACCACAUCAAUGGAACAAAACAUCAGCGUAAUUUGGGUAUGUCAAUGAAAAUAGAACGUUCUACGUUGGAUCAAGUUAAAGCCCGUUUUGCAAUGAAUAAGAUGAAGUUAGAAGAGAAAAAAAAGGACUACGAUUUAGAACAAAGAGUAAAAGAAUUAAAGGAAGAGGAGGAGAAGAUUAAAGAAUACAGGAAAGAGAAGAAGAAAGAUAAGAAAAGAAAAAUUGAAGAAGCAAACGAAGACAAUGGGGGACCUUCCGAUGAAAUGGCCGCGAUAAUGGGUUUCUCAGGUUUUGGCUCUAAGAAAAAGUGAUAAUGAUCCAUUUAUGGGUAAUU
Molecule: messenger RNA, 770 nt
Organism: Hylaeus anthracinus
Lineage: Eukaryota; Metazoa; Arthropoda; Insecta; Hymenoptera; Colletidae
Product: zinc finger matrin-type protein 2
Exons: 5
Coding region: 154-747 (197 amino acids)
Biological process (GO): mRNA splicing, via spliceosome
Cellular component (GO): U4/U6 x U5 tri-snRNP complex; spliceosomal complex
Molecular function (GO): nucleic acid binding; zinc ion binding
Source: RefSeq, a predicted model, not a curated record